Bufo bufo (common toad) is the source of this 2935-nucleotide messenger RNA. It is a transcript of the gene CEP89, whose product is annotated as centrosomal protein 89. The transcript has 18 exons. The coding region runs from base 99 to 2468 and encodes 789 amino acids. NCBI's taxonomy places the organism in Eukaryota, Metazoa, Chordata, Amphibia, Anura, Bufonidae. Gene Ontology annotation, cellular component: centriole; ciliary transition fiber. Gene Ontology annotation, biological process: chemical synaptic transmission; cilium assembly; mitochondrion organization. The record is from RefSeq and is a predicted model, not a curated record.
UCCCAAGGUGUCCCUGAGGAAGCGGCUGUUGAAGAGACUGGGAGAGACUAGGAGAUCUUGUGUGGAGAAAUAACGGGCGCCCCAGAGGACGAGGCAACAUGUCCUUCCCGUUCAGGAGGCGACGAGACAACCAGUUUAAACACAUCGCCCACGGCCUCAUUCCCGCAGCUACGGUAGCUCCCCGAUCUGCUGUCCCUCGCACCCCUCCCCCACGUAGCCCCAACCCUUCUCCGGAGAGACCCAGGUCCGCUCUUGCUGCUGCCAUUUUGAUGACUUCUUUAACUGGUCGGACAAUUGCAAUACCCCAACCACGCCAGAGAUCCUACUCUGAGAAUGACAGCACUUACAUGGACAGAACCGAUCAGAUCGAGCCCUACGCCACAGCCAGGGAUCUGGGAAUACAGCAAAACUGGAAGGCGUAUUCCAGUCGUGGAAACCGAAGGUCGCCGGUCAUGUCUUUUGAGUUUGAGGAUGACGACACGGAGGAACAGAUGUCUGACAUUGAGCAGGUGUCUGAGAGGAGAGAUGAAAGCGCCACACAGGAACCCCUGUAUGCCAUUCCCCAUAAGGGCAAACAGAAGAAGACAAAACCCCCGGAAAGAGCGGAUGUGGAACGUGGACGGUCAUCUCCUGAAGUCAUCAAUUAUCCAGCAGAAUCAGAGUUGCACACCACAGAAGGUCUGUUGCAGGGAGGGCGGCAGGAGUGUAAAGUUGAUGCUGCAGCAGAGUCUCCAAUUCCUCCUCCCGAUUCAGAGGAAAUCAAAGAGCAGAAGGAACAACUGGUCAGAUCAGGUUCCCCUGUGGUAGCAAGUCACAAGGCUUCUGAAAGACCCCAAAGCCAAGAGGAAGACCCACAGUGGCGGGCAGCAGCUCAGCAACUGACAGGCAGGAACCUGGAGCUGGCCUCCCAAGUGGAAGAGCUGAAGCAGCAGAUAAAAACCAUGCGGGUGAAGGUGAAGAAUCUGAAGAAUGAAAAAAGGGGUUUUCAAGAAUUGUUGAAAAACCCUCGUGCAGAAGUGGAGACCGCAGAGCUGGUUUCUCUCCAAGAGCAGGCACAAGAAUUAGUAGAUGAGAACGACGCUCUAAAAACGACAAUCCAUCGACUGAAUGUGGAGCUGAGCCGCUAUCAAACCAAGUAUCGCCCCAUAUCCAAGGAAGAGGGUGUAAGGAUCGGCGGAUUACCCCCAAGAGGACCUCCACCACCAUGGCUCCUGGAUAUGAAAUAUUUGUCGCCGUUGUUGCUUGCCUAUGAAGACCGAAUUAAUGAGAAGGAUAAUUUGAUCCUGGGAUUUGAGGAGGAACUGAAGACCUUCAAAGCCAGAGUUAAAGAAGUGAUAGAGGAGAAUGAAAAAUUGCACCAACUAUUGAACCAGGAGCGACCAGUAUCCAAUAAGGAGUGGGAGGGACUGCAAGCUCAACAUAAACUCCUUAUGGAGGAGAACAGAAUUUUGACAGAGCAGUUAGAGGUCCAAGAAGGAAAGAGCCGAGAGAAUCACUCCAAUCAUGUCCUGGCAGUCUCCGAAUUAACGAAGCAACUAAUGGUUUUGGAAUCUACAAAGCGGAAUCAAGAGGAAGAAUUGUUAGAAUUUCAGAAGCAGCAGGAAGUUUUACGCUCCAAGUACAACGAGCUGAAAGCUACCAUGGAUGGCAGCGUCUCUGCCGAGGAACACGUUGCCAUGGUGAAUGAAUUAAAAAGCCAACUUCAACAGCAGCAAGAGAACGGCAGAAGAGAAGUGCACGAUCUGAUGGGAAAGAUGACGGCUCUGCAGGCAGAGAAGAAGGCUCUACUUCUCCAGAGGAAUGACCUGUUAGCCGACAACAAGAUCCUGGAGGCAGAAGUGGAGGCCGUUAAAAAGUCUAACAGGAAGAUGCAGAGGAGGGUCGGCCAGCUGAAGCAGCAGUUGGAGGACGCGAUGGAGAAGGAGGUGACGGCACAUCAGUAUCUUGCCAAUCUAAUAACGCUGGCUGAGAGCAUCGCUGGGGAAAGAGAUGAGCUCAUUAAUAUGACUAAAGGCCUGGAGGCUGAAAAACAAGGGGCCCUGUCUACGAUGAUGGAAGGCGGUGUUCGCUUGGGGCGAUUAGAAGAGAUGGUAAAGGUGUACAGAAAGAAGGCUGCGAGCACCGUGCAAGGCAUCACUCACAAGCUGACGGAGCAGGAGGAAGACUUUGCAGGGAAGGCAGCCCAGUACCAGCGAGAAAUGAAGUAUCUCCGCUGGCUGCUUCAAGACAGGCAGCAAACCCUCAGCGAAGUCUUGCAGCAGAAAAGACAAGUGGAAGAACAGCUAGAAGUCAUCUGGGAGUCGGCGGCUAAUGACAACAAAGAACUGAAAGCGCGUUUACACGGCGCCAUGAAACAGAAAAACCCGGGAGGCAGCGACUUCUUUCUCCAGCAGGACUCCAUCGUCGGAUACAGCUUCAGUUACUGCGACAUGAACUCCUCGUCCCAUGGCGAUGACCCCUUGAAGUAGUCCAGUGAUCGGAGAGAACGAAAAAACGUGUCCUAGACAAAUCACCUGUACAUAUUCUAUUAAAUCUGUAUCCUGCGAAAGCUGGGUGACAACCAAUAUGGCGGCCAUCAGCGUUGUCGCCAAGCUUUCCUAGGUUCUCAAAAUGUUUGACAUGGAAAAUCUUAUCAGAUUUGCAGCUGAAAUCAGUUAAAACUUUCUAUAUUUAGCAGAUUAAAGGGGUACACCCAUCAUUAGAGGGGUUUUCCGAGGCUGAAUAUUGAUGACCCAACUGUAGGAUAGCUCAGCAAUAUCAGGUUGGCGGUGGUCCAGCACCGGCCCCCUUCACCCACGAUCGUCGAGCGACACGGCCACUUCAUUGUUUUACCUGGUGCAGCGCCAUAGAUUGUAUAGUGGCUGUGCUUGGUAUUGCAGCUCAGUCCCAUUCCCUUCAGUAGGACUGAAGUGAGGCCAUGUAACCGAUGAAUGCG